AUUUUCAUUUAUGUUUUCCUUACUUGCUCUUGUCCUUUUGCCUUCUUGCAAAGUUGCUCUUCUGCAUCGUGCUACGCGUAAAUAAUUGGGUUUUUAAUGAUAUUUAUUUUUUCUGUUAACCCUUUUCUUUCUCUUUCUCUGUUUCACUGCUUUUCGCCUCUUAUAUUUUUUUCCCCCUACCCUUUACUGUUGAUUAUCAGGUUUUCUAGUCAAGGGAAUCUUUUUUGCAGAAUCUGGGGAAUUAUCAAAACUGAAAUCGAGUGGUUUUCUUUGGCAGAAAAGACCUAGAUGCACAAGAGCAAGAUUGCAUGUUGAUGGCAGAUAGAGAAACCUUGUGGGGUUGAUUUGGAUUGGUCCCUUCCCUAUUCAUAUGCCUUAGAGCCAACCAAAAGCUUCUGACUUUCCAUUUGUUACUCUUGUUGCUCUGUGUUUUCUGGAUCCUAUCAGGUUGUUUCCAGGGUUCUGUGAAUCGAAACCACAUGUCACAGCAGAGGCAAACUAGGAUGAUGAGUUCAAGCAAUGCAAAAGGAGCUGGCGACACCACGUACACCAAGAUCUUCGUGGGAGGGUUGGCUUGGGAGACUAAGAGAGACUCUCUGAAACGCUAUUUUGAGCAGUUUGGAGAGAUCUCAGAGGCUGUUGUUAUCACUGACAGAAACACCGGAGCAUCAAAAGGCUAUGGCUUUGUGACUUUUAAGGAGCCUGACUCUGCAAUAAGAGCUUGUCAGAAUCCCUACCCUUUGAUUGAUGGAAGGAGGGCUAAUUGUAAUCUUGCAGCUCUUGGUGCACGGAAAUUCAACCCAUCUACCACAGUUGCAGGAGCUGAGAAAUUCAACAACAAUUCAUGGGCCAUGGUGCCAAUCCCAUUUCAAGGCACCUCUUCAUAUUACAACCAGCACGUGCCUCAUCACACUUUUCCCUUUCCACCACCCUACAGGUAUCCUGGUUAUCCUCCCUCACAAGAAAUCUAUGCAAUGAACUACUACAACGUUUAUGGAGGGCAACAGCUUCCAUUUCGAUGGCGUCCGGCAAUGUACCAACCAUAUUAUGGGCUAAGUAAUUCAAUGCGAUUGCCAGCAGAAGCAAUGGGGAAAAAGACACAGUACUCUGAUAUGCCACCCCAGGAAAUGUUGGCAGUUGUUGGAGUGCCACCACCAGAACCUAUCUCAGUUUCUCCUUCAAUACCCACCUCUGGAUUAGUCACCGGCACAGCACCAGUUUCUGGUUCUGCAGCAGCCGCCAAAAUAGGAGCCUCCCCUGAACACAAGUCUUCAGCUUAGACCAGUGAGAACAGGUUCCAUCAAAUCAUAUAGCUUGAGACGCGCUUUUUUCAUCUUUUCUCUCCAUUGCCUUGAUAUUUUCUUGUUUUAAGAAUCUGGAUUCGCAGGGAUCAUUCUUCAAUUUUAUAUUUUCUCGUAUAGGAUUAGCUUACUGUUAGGUUACACCGUUACAGUUCGAAAAAUAUUGCAUCUUUUACCUUUUUUUGGGUUCCUAUAUCUGUUUUGCAUUUUAUAGGUUACUUAUUCUAGAUCCAAUUUUGAGUUUAGUAAUUUUCUGUAUCCAACAAUUACGUCAGGACUGAAAAUAAUAUAUUUCUAUUAACAGUU
Prosopis cineraria is the source of this 1607-nucleotide messenger RNA. RefSeq lists its product as uncharacterized. The transcript is spliced from 6 exons. The record is from RefSeq and is a predicted model, not a curated record. NCBI's taxonomy places the organism in Eukaryota, Viridiplantae, Streptophyta, Magnoliopsida, Fabales, Fabaceae. Gene Ontology annotation, molecular function: RNA binding. Bases 480 to 1280 code for a protein of 266 amino acids.